Corapipo altera (White-ruffed manakin) is the source of this 2664-nucleotide messenger RNA. RefSeq names its product N-acetylglucosamine-1-phosphodiester alpha-N-acetylglucosaminidase (gene NAGPA). Bases 1 to 1563 code for a protein of 520 amino acids. The record is from RefSeq and is a predicted model, not a curated record. The transcript has 10 exons. Lineage: Eukaryota; Metazoa; Chordata; Aves; Passeriformes; Pipridae.
AUGUUGUUAUCCCGGCCUCUCUUGAAAGCUGCAGAAAAGACAGGAUCCCUGAGUCUUUGGCAGUGGCUCUGGCCUUGUGUUCUGCCAGAUGCUUUCUGCCCCUGUUAUCCUGGCUCAGGUCCACUGGCCACAGUGCUGGCAGGUGUUGUUUCAGGCACAGUGGUCUGGGACCGUCAUGAGCUGUGGGUUUGUGCAGAAGAGCAGAGAACAGAGGCCACUCUGGAUGCUAAAGUGGUGUUUCACACUUCUUGGCCUCUGGUUUUGGAUGUAACUACCCUUCAUUCCAACGCCUUCUCCCCCUCUCCCUGCUGCUGGCAGCAGGAGAGGCUUUUACAUGACACUGCUGUGACCGUGGGUAACCCUUCCUGCUCUCUCUUUCCCAGUUACCUGUCUGAGGAGGAUGUCUUGGAUCAAACAAACCCUUUUGUGCAGCUUGUGAGUGGGGUGGUUUGGCUCCUCAGAGAUGGAGAAGUUUACAUCAAUGAGAGCCGGGACGCCGAGUGUGGGAACACUCAAACCACAGGCACCUUCGACAAGUUCAUCAAUGUGAUCUCGGCCAGGACUGCGGUGGGACACGACCGCCAGGGCCGGCUGGUCCUGGUCCACGUGGAUGGACAGACAGAAUCCAGGGGGGUCAACCUGUGGGAAAUGGCAGAAUUCCUGAAGCAGCAGGGAGUCAUCAAUGCCAUCAACCUGGAUGGUGGAGGCUCUGCCACGCUGGUCUUGAACGGAACCCUUGCCAACUACCCCUCUGAGCACUGCUCCUUCGACAGCACGUGGCGCUGCCCCCGGCGCGUCUCCACCGUGCUGUGUGUGCACGAGCCACGCUGCGACCCCCCCGGCUGCAGCGGGCACGGGCUGUGCCAGGCCGGGCACUGCCGCUGCUCCGGGGCCUUCUGGACAGGCCCUGCCUGCGACAGCCUGGACUGUGGCCCUGCCAACUGCAGCCUGCACGGCCUCUGCACCCCCUCUGGAUGCCUGUGUGAUGCUGGCUGGACUGGCAGCAACUGCACGGAAGCCUGUGCUCCUGGUUUCUAUGGGGAAUCCUGCAGCCAGAAGUGCCAGUGCCAGCACGGUGGCUCCUGUGACCCUGUGCAUGGGGCCUGUUCCUGCCCCCCUGGGUUCUAUGGCACCAGCUGUGAGCAUGAGUGUCCCAUGGGCUGGUUUGGGCCCAACUGCCAGAGCCAGUGUGUGUGUGAGCACUCGUGUCCCUGCGACCCCCAGACCGGCAGCUGCAACACCACCCACGACGGGGCACUGCAGGAGGAGCUGCUCAGAGCUGGACAGUGUGUGGCUUCCCAGAAUAAGGAAAGGAGAAAAGAAAGAUUCUCUCUGUCAGAGAGCACGUGGCUGUCCCUGAGCUGUGGCCUGGCCCUGCUGCUGGUGCUCAGUGCCCUGGGGAACGUGGGGCUGGUGCUGAGGGCGCGGUCGGAGCGGCAGCACGGGGACUAUCGGUACCACCCCCUGAGGGACAUCAACGGGGAGGCCACACACACCCCCAGUGCUGCUGCCUGGGAGCCAGAGGACACUCGGGAGCCAGAGGACACUCAGGACUCACUUUAGAGUCCCGGAUGGGAAGAGAGGAGGUGUUUCACUGUGCCCCCUGCACAGCCCCUCAGCACUGAGCGGGACAGAGUCACCGUGCCUGAGGUGACCCAGCCCAGGAACUGCCCUUGCUCAGCCACAGCUCCCUCUCCUCUGCUGCUCCAGCCCCAGCCCCCAGGGCUGCACCCCCAGUGGCCGUGAUGGGAUGCAGGGCACUGGGUAAGGGAAUCCCACAGUGGCAGCAGGAAAGGAAAGCGGCUGGUUCCUUCCUAACCCUGAGGGACUUGGGUGAGCAGUGCCAGCCACAGGCACCUCAGGAAGGUCCCUGCCCACCGGGGCAGUGAUGAGUGUUUUUAAGACUCAGCAAGGUAAACUGCCUCUAGCACAAAGCUGGGUUAAGGAAGCUGGUGCCUAAGGGUGUUAGAGUGUAUGUCUGCCCUUCCCUGGUGAGCUCAGAUUUUAAUCAGAAAAGUGACAAAACAUUUUAAAAUGCUGAAGCAGGUGCAGCACCCAGUGAAACCAGAGCCCUCCUCCUGGCCCAGAGGCGUGUGAUGGGCGCUGCAUUUUGGGGAGGCUCUUGCAGCCUGGAAAAGCCUUGUCAGGUCACAAGUUCCAUUGGUGCAUCUCUUGUAGCCCCAGCAGCUGAGGGGCUCUGGGGGCUCAGGGACUGUCACCAGCCAGGGAAGGGGACAGACAGGGACAGCCUGGCAGGGCUGGCAGGACAUGGCCUGGGCUGCCCUGCCCCAGCUGGACUCUCCUCAGAGGGACCACAACCAGCAAGUUCUUCAAGCCCUCCCAGAUCCCAAACACCUCGUCUGGAAAUCCAGAACCCCUCCUUGCACAAUUAAACUGAAACAGUGUUAAGAGUUUGCUUCCACUGGGGGAAAGCCAGCCUUUAACGUGCCCCUUGGAUGCUGCAGAGGGGUUAGAGCCUGUCUGAGCCCCAACACUCACAGUUUUAUGCACUCACUCCCUUUUUACCUUUCCAUGUAAAGGAUGUGUAAUUUCUGUGCCACUGUUGGCAUCAGAUCAGCCUGUAACCAGAAGACUCUAUUUUUCUAUGAUUUACAGAAGAUUAUUUGAAAUUGAAUAAAGUCUAUUAGUGCUACCUGCCUGAAA